AUGACUUCAGUCAAGCCAAAUUAUUUUACGUGCACUCUCGGACAGGCGGCGCAAUUGAAAAGCCAGAAUGGCUCAGCAGAAUGGAAGACGGUGCUGGAAUUAAUUGACCACCAAGCUCAAAAUAUUCCAGACUCACCAGCCCUUGGCUUCGCGACCUUCAAGCAUUUAAAAUCCAGUCAAGUGUCGCCAUACUUCUUAACAUUCAAGAGUCUCUCAGAGUCAUCAAAGCAUGCGGCCCAAAUAUUAUCACGACAUCUUCUCCAGCCCAAGGACUCAUCCCACAUGACGAUUGGCCUCUUGGCCGCAAGCACCACCGACUUUGUUUUGACGUGGCUUGGCUUGAUGCGCCUGGGAUAUACAGUCUUACUCCUUGCACCACAGUUGGCGCCACCGGCAAUCACACAUUUGUGCCAGACCCUCCAUAUCAACCAUGUUCUUGUUGAUAAGACGUACGAGCAUAGGGCUCGCGGCUUGGACAAUAGAAUCGAUGUGACCAUUAUUCCUCGAUACUAUCCAGCUGAUCCAUCCGCGACGAGCUUUCAACAAACCAACAAGAUAUCCGACACAGCGUACAUCUGCCAUACUUCAGGAACAUCAUCAGGCCUCCCAAAACCCAUUCCGCAAACCCAGUUCGGCGUCAUGGGUGCACUUUACAGCUUCUCGGGAGAAGAUAAACCGGCUACCUUUUCCACCACUCCGCUUUACCAUGGAGGGUUCCCAGAUUGUCUCAGGUCCUGGACAAGUGGUGCUGCCAUCUGGUUCUUCCCUGAGGGCCAUGCACCCAUCACGGGGAGCAACAUCCUUAAAGCGCUCCAGUACGCAAGAGAGAAGAGUCCAAGCCCAGUGCAAUACUUUUCCUCGGUCCCUUAUGUCCUCCAGAUGCUCUCCGAAGAGUAUGGAGGGCUUGACCUCCUUCAAACAAUGGAUAUGGUCGGUGUCGGUGGCGCUGCGCUGCCUCCCGCGAUAGGCAAUAAGCUUGUGGACGCCGAGGUAAAUCUCCUAUCGAGAAUGGGAAGUGCGGAAUGCGGAUUUUUGAUGUCUUCGCAUCGUGACUUCGCCACCGAUAAAGAAUGGCAGUUCCUCAGACCCAUCGACGACCCCAAACUCAUUUCCUUUGAGCCACGCGAUGAUGGUCUUUCCGAACUUGUGGUCAGGCCAGAUUGGCCUUUCUUGAUCAAGACGAACCGUGAGGAUGGAUCUUACGCUACGUCUGACCUUUUCGAGCCUCAUCAGUCAAUCACGAAUGCGUGGCGGUAUCAUAGCAGAGCUGAUGCGCAAAUCACUCUUGGAAACGGCAAGAAGUUCGAUCCUUCCCCUGUUGAAGACAGCAUAUUGGCUUCAUCAAAGCUCCUCCAGGAUGUUCUCAUUUUUGGGGGCGGAAGGGAUUACGCCGGUGCUCUUUUGUUCCCAGCUGGGAACACCAGCAGUGCAGUGGUGAUUGACUCAGUAUGGCCGCACAUCGAUCGCAUGAACAGCGAAAGUCAAAGCCACGCUCGAAUAACAAAGGCGAUGCUAGUCGUGGUCCCUGUAAAGGAGGGUGAGAAGGCGUUGGAGAAGAGCAGCAAGGGUACUAUUCUUCGACGACAGGCCGAAGAGAGGUACGCCAAGGAGAUCGAGCAAGCAUACGAUCACAGAGAUUCAUCUGCAUCGAAGAGCGUAUCGGAUGACGAACUGUCACAAACGGUACGAUAUUGCUUUCAACGGGUCCUUGGACGAGACGUCGACCCCGAUCAAGACUUGUUUAAGCAAGGUGUUGAUUCAAUCGCCUGUAUCCAGGUUCGCAAACUGAUCGAACAGUCUUGCCUUUCACCCCGCAACGAGCCACUUCCUUUGAAUAUCAUCUACGAUCAAGGCACCGUCAACGGCCUGGUCAAAUAUCUUGAUAGCGUGAGAAAAGGAGGACAUCAGCAUAACCAAAAUGCUAGGGAUGCGGAAACCAAGGCAAUGCAGGACCUUGCCGAAAGGUAUAUCAACUUUGGGGACAUCAAGACAGUAUCGGAUAGUCAACCAGGAAAGAGCGUACUGCUUACCGGUGCUACUGGGUUUCUCGGAGCACAUAUACUCGAUAUUCUGCUAAGACACUCCCAAGUCGACAGAAUUUAUUGUUUACUAAGAGCGGACGAUCCUUCUACUGCGAAGAAACGGGUUUCCCAAGCGCUGAGCCAACGUGGAAUGCAUGGGCUUGACCAAUCUGAACAAGACAAAGACAAGGUCGUCUGCCUACCGUGUAACCUCACAGAAAGCAAUCUGGGACUUUCCGACAAAGAUCAAAAACAGUUACUCGACAAUGUCGGGACAAUAAUCCACUCCGCUUGGGCCGUCAACUUCAGUCUUCGCCUCCCAUCCUUCGAAGAUCAAAUCAUCAGCACAAGAAACCUAGCGACACUAGCUGCUCAAUCCGGUGCUCGAUUCAUCUUCGUCAGUUCCAUCGCAGCGGUCAGCGACUCCAAGGUUAAGCCCAUCCCUGAGAAGCUGUCACGGGAUCCCGGUGAGGCUUCUCCGCUAGGCUACUCGCGUUCAAAGUGGGUAGCGGAACAAGUCUGCGACGCUCUGAACAACGCUGUAGGCGGUGAUCCCCUUGCUACGGUCGUUCGCGUGGGACAGCUUUGUAGCAAUGAAUCGGGAGUCUGGAAUGCCACCGAGGCGUAUCCCUUGUUACUUUCCACUGCGAAGAUAACAGGUUGUCUACCCAACAUUCCAAACGAAACACUCAACUGGCUUCCCGUUGAACAGGCCGCACAAGCUGUUAUCGAAAUCGCGCGUUCCGAGCCGAAACCAGACGAUGGCACCUCUUCGAGAACGCCAGUUUACCAUGUCCUCAAUCCCCAUACCACACCGAAAUGGACCGAGAUGUUGGACGGGCUCUCGUCCAGCAUCGGAACACCAGAGUUCGAAAAGGUCUCGCCUAGAGAUUGGGUGAAGCGCUUGGAAAAGGCCCUGGGCGAGCGGAGUAUCAAUCACCCAGCGCAGGCUCUUCUUGGGCUGUGGAAGGAGUCAUACGGGCUCAUGAUGGAUGACGUGACGAGCGCAAAGACACAUGAAGACGAAUCGCCUUUCGAUGUUGUGAAGGCGCGAGAAGUAUCUGCCACAAUGAAGGACGUUCGACCGUUGGAUCGAGAGCGAUUGAUCCAGACUUGGAAGUGGGUGAAUGAUACCAUCAAGAAUUAA
Messenger RNA from Fusarium poae, 3168 nucleotides. RefSeq lists its product as uncharacterized. Gene Ontology annotation, molecular function: phosphopantetheine binding. NCBI's taxonomy places the organism in Eukaryota, Fungi, Ascomycota, Sordariomycetes, Hypocreales, Nectriaceae. The record is from RefSeq and is a predicted model, not a curated record. The coding region runs from base 1 to 3168 and encodes 1055 amino acids. The transcript has 3 exons.